UAGACCAGAGGUUCCCUAGGUGGCAUGUCAUCAAUAGCUUGAUGAACUUGGCACUUGUGUUCGUCACAUUCAAAUCCGUUAGGCCUGUUAUAUGGACUUGUAGCACAUCCGUCACCCUUGUGGCUGCGCUUGCAAUAGCUUAUGAUAGAAGAGACCCAACAGGGUUCUCGGAAGGGAUCACAACAGGGUUUUUCAUCAGUUUCCUAACACAGCUGGUUGAGGACGACAGCAAUAAGCAUAAACUGGCAGUUCACUGGGGAGUGGCGACCUUCUUAUGUUGGCUUUGUUCUGUUGCACGACCACCACCACAACAAGGUCCACAAAUACAACAAGGUCCAGGUGGUCAGCCACCACCAGUUCUACAACUAGGUCCGCAAAUACCGCAAGCACCAGGUGGUCAGCAACCAGGAGUUCAACAACUAGGUCCACAAAUACAUCAAGCUCCAGGUGGUCAGCCACCAGCAGUUCAACAACUUGGUCCACUACUACAGGCAGCUCCAGGUCAGCCGCAGCAACUUGACCAGGAAUUUUUUUCUGUGUUUCGUCAUCAGGUCUCAACCUUCCGUAACAAUGUCUUGACCUCUCGUUCUCAUAGUACUAGUAGCUCUGACAUUAGACGAAACAAUCUAGGGAUAGUGAUCCAAUAAGGUUUUGCUUAUUUCAGAGGUUUGGGUUAAGCAGAUUUGACUCAUGUGUACGGUGGAUACACUCAAAUGGUAUGCUUAAGAUUUGUUAUAACACUUGGGAUCAGUAGAGUUAGCAGAUGUUUUUUGGGUUCUCCUUUUUCCGACU
Molecule: messenger RNA, 792 nt
Organism: Papaver somniferum (opium poppy)
Lineage: Eukaryota; Viridiplantae; Streptophyta; Magnoliopsida; Ranunculales; Papaveraceae
Exons: 2
Coding region: 42-647 (201 amino acids)
Source: RefSeq, a predicted model, not a curated record